Molecule: messenger RNA, 1086 nt
Organism: Vicia faba (fava bean)
Lineage: Eukaryota; Viridiplantae; Streptophyta; Magnoliopsida; Fabales; Fabaceae
Source: the annotation of a GenBank genome assembly
AUGGCAAAAAUGUACAAAUUAGAAAAAACAUCUACAAAACACGAGAGGUUCCUAAACCCUUCAUUCUCUUCCACUCUCUUAGACCAAAUUUACCGUUCCAUCGACAACGGAGAGAAAAAUUUACCCACGGAAACCACCACAUUCUACCCACAACAAAAACCAACUGUUACCAACAAACUAAUAUUAACCGACACAAAACACACCAACAACAAACCAAAAACCGAAAAAGCUGUCCCUGUCGUAAAAAAACCCGACAACAGAAAAUUUCAUCACCGUGAUCUCGAACAAGAUUAUCUGUUCUUCAGUUCCACUUCUAUUUCUUCCGAUUCUAGCUCCGGCGGAUUCUCCUCCGAUACAGACUCCUUAUAUUGCACGAAGUCACGUGCCUCGUCGGGUUUCAUCCCACCGAGGCCUAAACCGGUUAGAACAAGCGAGUCAUUCCGAUUCGAAAGCGAGAAACAGAGGAAUCAGGUUUUCGACUGUUAUCCUCGAAGUUCAGAAACCAAACACGGCACAGAAAAUCGCGGCGAGGAAGCGAUUUUAAUAAAAAGCAAAUCGAGAGCGGUUAAGAUUUACAACAAUUUGAAGAAAGUGAAGCAACCGAUUUCACCGGGUGGAAGACUCACGAGUUUUCUUAACUUGCUGUUUCAUAAUAAUAAUAAUAAUAAUAAUGAGAAGAAAACUAAAGGUUCUUCUUACGAAGACAAGAGAAAAGUAGCUUCCAGUUCCACAACAUGUUCCUCUGCUUCUUCGUUUUCACGGUCUUGUUUGAGUAAAACGGCGUCAUUUUGUCAUAGAGAAAACUACAAGACGGUGCGUUUUUGUGGCGUGGAAGAGGGUAGGGUUAAAGUGGAGGAAGCUACUAGAAAGUUCUUGAAUGAGUAUCGUUGUAAUAGCUACCAGAAGAAGAAUGAUUUGGUUUUGUUAAAGGAUUUGUGUGUUAAUCAGAAUGGUGAUGAAGAUGAUGAUGACGUGGCGAGUUGUGCGAGUUCUGAUCUAUUUGAGUUGGAUCAUUUGGGUGUUUUGGGAGAUGGAAGGUUUUGUGAGGAGCUUCCUGUGUAUGGGACUACUCGUGUUAAAUGCUGA